This is a messenger RNA of Daucus carota subsp. sativus, 1708 nucleotides long. Its product is annotated as endoglucanase 8. Lineage: Eukaryota; Viridiplantae; Streptophyta; Magnoliopsida; Apiales; Apiaceae. Gene Ontology annotation, biological process: carbohydrate metabolic process. The record is from RefSeq and is a predicted model, not a curated record. Gene Ontology annotation, molecular function: hydrolase activity, hydrolyzing O-glycosyl compounds. The coding region runs from base 39 to 1493 and encodes 484 amino acids. The transcript has 6 exons.
AGAUAGGUUAAGGGUUAAUUGAACAGCUGCAAAGGAUCAUGUUAUCUCCGGUGAGUUUAAUGGUGGCCAUGUUGGUGGUGAGCGGAGGAGCAGCAGCAUACACACAAGAUUAUAAAGAUGCAUUGAUGAAAAGCAUUAUGUUCUAUGAAGGCCAAAGGUCUGGUAAAUUACCUCCUUACCAGAGAAUGACAUGGAGAGAUGAUUCUGCUCUUCAAGAUGGUUUUGACAACCAUGUGAAUCUGGUAGGCGGCUACUAUGAUGCAGGUGACAACAUCAAGUUUCACUUUCCCAUGGCAUUCACAACAACAAUGCUAGCUUGGAGUGUAAUAGAAUUCGGGGAUUUUAUGAGCCCUCAAAGUGGACACGCAAUUCAGGCCAUCAAAUGGUCUACUGAUUAUCUGCUACAAGCCACCAGCAUUAAGGAUGUGGUUUAUGUGCAAGUAGGAGACCCUUAUGCUGAUCAUAAUUGCUGGGAAAGACCUGAAGAUAUGGACACUCCUAGAACUUCUGUGGCCGUCACUAAAGAUUAUCCUGGCUCUGAGGUUUCUGCUGAGAUUGCCGCGGCAUUGGCAGCAUCUUCAAUUGUUUUCAGGAGAAUUUAUCCUGCUUAUUCCAAUUUGUUACUCACAAGGGCUGAAGAGGUUUUCAAAUUCGCGGAUAGUUACAGAGGAUCUUACAAUAACAGUAAAGUUGGACGUUAUGUGUGUCCAUUUUAUUGUGAUUUCAGUGGCUAUGAGGAUGAUCUGCUAUGGGGAGCAGCCUGGUUAUACAGAGCCACUCUAAACAAGUAUUACUUCGACUACGUUUCAACUAACGUAUAUAAGAUGAGCAGGCCUUGGAACGUAGGUGAGUUCGGAUGGGAUACAAAAGAUGCUGGAAUUAGUGUACUUCUUUCAGAGUACCUGUUUUUCAACAAGGUGGAUUGGAAACCAUUUAUUCCCUACGCGGAUGAGUUUGUGUGCAGCGUAAUCCCUGGAUCACCAAAUCCAAGUGUUUUUUAUACCCGAGGUGGACUUAUCUACAAGCCAAACAUGCAUAGCCUGCAGAUACCAUCAGCACUCUCUUUUCUUUUCGUUGUAUAUGCGAAUAAUUUGAAAUGGGCAAAGAGAGUGGUGCAAUGUGAGCAUGGUGUAGUCACUCCGUCGAGGCUUAUUGAUCUUGCAAAAAGCCAGGUGGAUUACAUACUAGGAAACAAUCCAAUGGAAACAUCAUACAUGGUGAAUUAUGGAAGAAAUUUCCCGCGUAGAAUCCAUCAUAGAGGUUCAUCUAUGCCGUCCAUUAAACAACACAGGGAUCACAUUGGAUGUAAAGGUGGAACACCGUAUUAUGAAAGUAGAGGUUAUAAUCCAAACUUACUGACCGGAGCUGUUGUGGGAGGACCAGACGAGUGGGACCAAUUUGCAGAUGAUCGAAACAAUCCUGGUCAGUCAGAGCCAGCUACUUACAUCAAUGCACCUCUCGUCGGCCUAUUAGCUUACUUCAGUGAAAACUAAUUGAUGGCUCGUCGAGAAUGGAAUGACUAAAAAUAAAUAUAAACAACAGAGGUAGGUGAGAAGUUUUUGAAAAAAAUUAAGUGAGUGUAAAUUUAUUAUUAGUAGAUUUGUGAAGAAAUUGAGUAUAGGGCUAAUGGAGAACUUUUAAGAAAUGGAACCCGGGAAUGAAAUUUAUAAAUAAUUAUGUUGAGCAAAUGCUUAAUCAUUUUGUUGGA